AUGAAGCAAAGGCAGUAUGAACAUUAUGUGGAUGAAUUAGAACAAGCUCGACUUCAAGCUGAAGAAGAUCUUGAUGAUUUGGAGACAGUAGCACCAAAUACAGAGCAUGUUGAGGCAGAAGAUGCAGAGAUAGGUUCUGAACCAUCUGAGGAAUUUGUUCAUUUUGAUCCUGAAACAGUUCAACACAGAGAUUUUGAUAUUGGGCCAGAACUUGGAUUGUCCUCAAAAGUAACUGAAACAGAAAUGAGUGCCGUCCGCAUUCCUGAUGAGCAAAUACUGUACUCAAAAGAAGGUGAAAACCCUGAUGAUAUUAGAAUAUUACUUUGUGCUCACACUGGCAAAGCUGCAUACAACAUCAAAGGGACUACUAUUGCAUCAGCAUUUCACAGAAAAAUGUAUCAAACUCAGCAGCACAUGAGUGCAGAUGAACUGAACUCAUUUAGGACAAAGUACCGGAAUUUGUCAGUUGUGAUAAUAGAUGAAAUUUCAAUGGUUGGAAAUAAUAUGCUAUCAUUUAUAAAUAAUAGACUUCAACAACUUACUGGGAGAAAACAAGAUUUUGGUGGUAUUAGUAUCAUAGCUGUAGGUGAUUUAUAUCAGUUACCACCUGUUGGAGACAAGUGGAUUUUCAAAGACCUUUCUAAUCCUGGUCAGAGUUUAGCAAACAAUUUGUGGCAAGAACAUUUCUAUAUGCAUGAAUUAAGUGAAAUUAUGAGACAAAAGGAUGACCUCAGAUUUGCAGAAAUGUUAAAUAGACUCCGUGAAAACAAGAUGACAGACGAAGACAAAGAACUCAUUUCUCAACGUUUCAUCAGGCAAGACUCUCAAGACUAUCCUAAGGAGGCACCUCAUCUGUUUAUUGAGAACAAGUUUGUUGAUUGUUUUAAUAACAAUCUAAUAGAAAACCUUUCAACAAAUAAAGUAACUGUAAGAGCAGACACAGAUGUAUUAUCACAGACAAAACUUUCUGCAUCAGUGAAAUUGAAACUAGUUCAAAACUUGCCUGAAAACCCAGCAUCUACUGGACAAUUGAGAACUAAUUUGGUUAUUGCUGUAGAUAUGCUAUAUGACAUAUCAGUGAAUCUUGAUGUUACAGAUGGAUUGACAAAUGGUGCUUCCUGUGUUGUGAAAUACAUUGAAUAUAAAGAAUCGCAAUUAAGACCUGCCAUAGUAUGGGUACUUUUUGCUGACUCAAGUAUAGGUAUUUCACGAAGACAUCAAUACAGGCAUUUGUUUAGCACAAAUGUUAAUACUGCAUGGACUCCUGUAUUUGAAGCUAAAAGAACAUUUGCUUAUAACAGGAAGACAUAUGAGAGAGUUCAGUUUCCACUGCAACCAUCUGCUGGAAAAACAAUUCACAAAGCACAAGGAGCAACUCUUACAAAGGCAGUAAUCAGCUUAGCACAGACAAAGCAGCGAAAAAUUCCUCAUAUACAUUAUGUUGCACUUUCAAGAGUAAGGUCACUUGAUGGUCUGUUCAUUCUGGAUUUCAAUGAAAAAAGUCUUUCAAAAGAUGAAGCUGUUGAUAGAGAGAUGGAAAGGUUAAGAGAAAAUUGA
Messenger RNA from Saccostrea cuccullata (small rock oyster), 1557 nucleotides. RefSeq lists its product as uncharacterized. The transcript has 2 exons. Lineage: Eukaryota; Metazoa; Mollusca; Bivalvia; Ostreida; Ostreidae. The coding region runs from base 1 to 1557 and encodes 518 amino acids. The record is from RefSeq and is a predicted model, not a curated record. Gene Ontology annotation, molecular function: DNA helicase activity. Gene Ontology annotation, biological process: DNA repair; telomere maintenance.